AUGGAUUUCCAUGUGAUCAAGCAGCGGGGAGGCUCCAGGGUGCUGCUGGGGCUGCUUCCCCUGGCGCUGCUGGCGGGGCUGGCGGGUGCCCAGCGAGCCUGCCCCAAGAGCUGCCGCUGCGACGGCAAGAUCGUGUACUGCGAGUCGCACGCCUUCCGAGACAUCCCGCACAACAUCUCCGGCGGCUCCCAGGGCUUGUCCCUGCGCUACAACAGCAUCCAGAAGCUGAAAUCCCACCAGUUCGCGGGCCUCAAUCAGCUCAUCUGGCUCUACCUUGACCACAACUACAUCAGCUCCGUGGACGAGGAUGCCUUCCAGGGGAUCCGCCGGCUGAAGGAGCUGAUCCUGAGCUCCAACAAAAUCACCCACCUGCACAACAAGACCUUCCACCCCGUGCCCAACCUCCGCAACCUGGACCUGUCCUACAACAAGCUGCAGGUGCUGCAGGCGGAGCAGUUCAAGGGCCUCCGCAAGCUCCUGAUCCUGCACCUGAGGUCCAACUCGCUGAAGACAGUGCCCAUCCGCGUUUUCCAGGACUGCCGCAACCUCGACUUCCUGGAUUUGGGCUACAACCGCCUGCGGAGCUUGUCCCGCAACGCCUUCGCCGGCCUCUUGAAGCUGACGGAGCUCCACUUGGAGCACAACCAGUUUUCUAAGAUCAAUUUUGCCCACUUCCCGCGGCUCUUCAACCUCCGCUCCAUUUACUUGCAGUGGAAUAGGAUCCGCUCCAUCAGCCAGGGGUUGACGUGGACCUGGAGUUCCUUGCACAACUUGGAUUUAUCGGGCAAUGACAUCGCGGGGGUAGAGCCCGGCACCUUCCAGUGCCUGCCCAACCUGCAGAAGCUGAACCUGGAUUCCAACAAACUCACCAACAUCUCUCAGGAGACCAUCAACACGUGGAUCUCGCUCAUCUCCAUCACUCUGUCCGGGAAUAUGUGGGAAUGUACUCGAAGCAUUUGCCCCCUGUUUAAUUGGCUUAAGAAUUUCAAGGGAAAUAAGGAGACCACCAUGAUCUGCGCAGGCCCCAAACACAUCCAGGGCGAGAAGGUGAGCGACGCUGUGGAAACCUAUAAUAUCUGUGCCGAAAUCCAGGUGGUGCCUACUGAAAGGUCCUACCAGGCUCCCAAAACCCCCCAGAGACCCGUGUUCAUCCCCAAACCCACCGUCUCCAAACUGGAAAGCCACCAGCCGACAUCUGCGACGCCGAGCCCUUCCGCAGACAUCCCAACGCCCGCGGUGGAGCCGGAGUACGAGCACGUGUCCUUCCACAAGAUCAUCGCGGGGAGCGUGGCCCUCUUUCUCUCCGUGGCCAUGAUCCUGCUGGUCAUCUACGUGUCCUGGAAGCGUUACCCCGCCAGCAUGAAGCAGCUCCAGCAGCACACGCUCAUGAAGAGGCGCAGGAAAAAGGCCCGGGAGUCAGAGAGGCAAAUGAACUCCCCUUUGCAGGAAUAUUACGUGGACUACAAGCCAACAAACUCUGAGACCAUGGAUGUAUCUGUUAAUGGAUCUGGGCCCUGCACCUACACCAUCUCUGGCUCCAGGGAAUGCGAGGUCCCUCACCACAUGAAGACUUUACCCUACUACAGCUACGACCAGCCCAUGAUCGGCUACUGCCAGGCCCACAAGCCCCUCCACGUCAACAAGGGCUACGAGACGGUGUCCCGGGAGCCAGCGGAGACCUCCAACCUGGACCUGGGCCGGGACCACAGCUUCAUCGCCACCAUCGCGCGCUCCGCCGCGCCCGCCAUCUACAUCGAGAGAAUACCCAACUAA
Messenger RNA from Onychostruthus taczanowskii (white-rumped snowfinch), 1773 nucleotides. RefSeq names its product leucine rich repeat transmembrane neuronal 4 (gene LRRTM4). Gene Ontology annotation, molecular function: protein binding. The transcript is spliced from 3 exons. The record is from RefSeq and is a predicted model, not a curated record. The coding region runs from base 1 to 1773 and encodes 590 amino acids. Lineage: Eukaryota; Metazoa; Chordata; Aves; Passeriformes; Passeridae.